Molecule: messenger RNA, 444 nt
Organism: Dicrocoelium dendriticum
Lineage: Eukaryota; Metazoa; Platyhelminthes; Trematoda; Plagiorchiida; Dicrocoeliidae
Source: the annotation of a GenBank genome assembly
AUGAUGGACCCCAGGUCUAAUGAUGAGCUUUCUUUGUGCGAACGGCCUGAGGAAUGGCUGGAUAAAUUGAUUAAUCGGGACGGCGGAUUCAGAGACUUGGCUUCACGUCUCGGAUUUGAGAGCUCUGCAUCCGGUAAAAUCAGUCUCAGCGGUAUGCGUGAGAUUGACUAUCCGCCAUUGCAAUUCCACGUUGGAGGAGAACUUGAAAUUUCUCAUUGUUUCUCUUUGCCUCCGGAUUUGGUGGAACGAUUCUCCGGCAUACAGAGAAAUUGCCUGAUGGGCAUUUUCACUCCGUGCGAACGCGCUUACGUCACCAUUGACAAUGAGCUAUUCAUGUGGAAUUUUGAGGAUGGCGAAGAUCUUGCUUACUACGAUGGUAUCAAAGACACCAUUAUUUGUGUUGGAUUAGUAACCCCGAAAACAGGUGAGCCGAAAUCCGAUUGA